Messenger RNA from Poecilia latipinna (sailfin molly), 5493 nucleotides. RefSeq names its product dynamin 1a (gene dnm1a). Gene Ontology annotation, biological process: synaptic vesicle budding from presynaptic endocytic zone membrane; receptor internalization. Gene Ontology annotation, molecular function: GTPase activity; GTP binding; microtubule binding. The record is from RefSeq and is a predicted model, not a curated record. NCBI's taxonomy places the organism in Eukaryota, Metazoa, Chordata, Actinopteri, Cyprinodontiformes, Poeciliidae. The coding region runs from base 247 to 2823 and encodes 858 amino acids. Gene Ontology annotation, cellular component: synapse; plasma membrane; microtubule. The transcript has 24 exons.
CCCUCCCUCUCCUCCUCCCCGCGGUGCUUGUUAGAGGAGUAUCGUGGAAAGAGUCCUAUCUCUCUGAGGUGAUCUGACACACCAAGGAAGACUCACAAAUGAGGGAGCAAAGCGAGAAGUAAAAUAAAAACAAAAGCAUAAAGCUCUCUCUGAAAGACAGGGUGGCCUGCGGGGACGAAGAGGAUAGAUAAAUAAACCCGCCCCGACGCUGACAAGGAGGAUAGACUAUCCUCUAGCACCGCAAAGAUGGGGAACCGGGGAAUGGAGGAUCUGAUUCCUCUGGUGAACCGCAUGCAAGAUGCCUUCUCGGCCAUCGGGCAGAACGCGAACCUGGACCUGCCGCAGAUCGCCGUGGUGGGCGGCCAGAGCGCGGGGAAGAGCUCGGUUCUGGAGAACUUCGUCGGGAAGGAUUUCCUUCCUCGUGGUUCUGGCAUCGUGACCCGUCGUCCUUUGGUUCUUCAGCUGAUGAACUCCCCUACAGAAUAUGCAGAGUUCCUCCACUGCAAGGGCAAAAAAUUCACAGAUUUUGAUGAGGUGCGACAGGAGAUUGAGGCGGAGACUGACCGCAUCACGGGAGCCAACAAGGGCAUCUCCCCCGUCCCCAUCAACCUGCGUGUCUACUCUCCUCAUGUGCUGAACCUGACGCUGGUGGACCUGCCGGGAAUGACCAAGGUGCCGGUCGGAGACCAGCCUGCAGACAUCGAGGCUCAGAUCAGAGACAUGCUGUUGCAGUUUGUGACCAAGGAGAACUGCCUCAUGCUGGCCGUUUCCCCGGCCAACUCAGAUCUGGCCAACUCUGAUGCUUUAAAAAUUGCCAAAGAGGUCGACCCUCAGGGAAUGAGGACCAUAGGGGUGAUCACCAAGCUGGACUUGAUGGACGAAGGGACAGACGCUAAAGACAUCCUGGAGAACAAGCUGCUUCCCCUGCGCAGGGGUUACAUCGGCGUGGUUAACAGGAGCCAGAAGGACAUUGACGGAAAGAAGGAUAUUAAUGCUGCUAUGGCUGCUGAGAGGAAGUUCUUCCUCACCCACCCUGCUUACAGACACCUGGCUGAACGCAUGGGCACGCCCUACCUCCAGAAAGUCCUCAAUCAGCAACUGACCAACCACAUCCGGGACACCCUGCCGGGUCUGCGGGCGAAGCUGCAGAGUCAGCUCCUCUCCAUAGAGAAGGAGGUGGAGGAGUACAAGAACUUCAGACCCGAUGAUCCGUCCCGCAAAACCAAGGCCCUCCUCCAAAUGGUGCAGCAGUUUUCAGUGGACUUUGAGAAGUGCAUAGAGGGCUCCGGAGACCAGAUUGACACGGCCGAGCUGUCGGGCGGCGCGAGGAUCAAUCGCAUCUUCCACGAGCGCUUCCCCUUCGAACUGGUCAAGAUGGAGUUUGACGAGAAAGAACUCCGCAAGGAAAUCAGCUACGCAAUCAAGAACAUUCAUGGAAUCAGAACUGGCCUCUUCACCCCGGACAUGGCCUUUGAGACCAUUGUGAAAAGGCAGAUUGGGAAGAUUAAAGAGCCUUGCACCAAAUGUGUGGACAUGGUCAUUUCUGAACUAGUCAAUACAGUUAGGCAGUGUACCAAGAAGCUGGCCCAGUAUCCCAUGUUGAGAGAGGAGAUGGAGAGAAUCGUCACUCAGCACAUCAGAGACAGAGAAAACCGCACCAAGGGUCAGGUUAUGUUGCUGAUUGAUAUUGAAUUGUCCUACAUGAAUACGAACCAUGAAGACUUCAUUGGAUUCGCAAACGCUCAGCAGAGGAUCAAUCAAAUGAACAAGAAGAAGAUGGCUGGAAAUCAGGAUGAAAUCAUGCCGGAGAGAGGAGUUAACGAUCGGUACAAGGUGAUCAGGAAGGGCUGGCUGACCAUCAACAACAUCGGCAUCAUGAAGGGAGGAGCCAAAGAGUACUGGUUCGUCCUGACCGCGGAGUCUCUGUCCUGGUACAAAGAUGAUGAGGAGAAGGAGAAGAAGUACAUGCUUCCAGUGGACAACCUGAAGCUGCGGGAUGUGGAGAAGGGCUUCAUGUCCAGCAAGCACAUCUUUGCGCUCUUCAACACUGAGCAGAGAAACGUGUACAAGGACUACCGUCAGCUGGAGCUGGCCUGUGAGAGCCAGGAAGACGUCGAUGCCUGGAAGGCCUCCUUCCUCAGAGCCGGAGUUUAUCCUGAACGCGUAACCGAGAAGGAAGGAAAGAGCGAAGGCGGCGAUGAAAAUGGCUCGGACAACUUCAUGCACAGCAUGGACCCUCAGCUGGAGCGGCAGGUGGAGACGAUCCGCAACCUGGUCGACUCCUACAUGGCGAUUGUCAACAAGACCGUGCGCGACCUGAUACCGAAGACGGUCAUGCAUCUCAUGAUUAACAAUACAAAAGAGUUCAUUAACGCUGAGCUGCUGGCCCAGCUCUACUCAUGCGGUGACCAGAACACUCUGAUGGAGGAGUCUCAGGAGCAGGCGCAGCAUCGCGAUGAGAUGCUCAGGAUGUACCACGCCCUGCGGGAGGCGCUAGGCAUCAUCGGCGACAUCAGCACAACCACAGUGAGCACAUCAAUGCCGCCGCCGGUGGAUGACUCCUGGCUGCAGGUCCAACGCAGCGGAUCCGGAGGAAGGUCUCCAGCGACCAGUCCAACUCCAAAUCGCAGGGCUCCACCGGGCCCACCAGCUCGCCCGGGCUCCCGCGGACCCCCACCGGGGCCUCCUCCUGCUGGGGGCCCCCCAGUACCAUCUCGCCCCGGAGCGUCUCCAGAUCCUCACGGCGGGCCGCCUCCCACCGUGCCCUCCCGGCCUAACCGCGCGCCCCCCAGUGUGCCAAGAGUCACUAUCACUGACCGAUGAAGACUAACGUUUCUCGUCGGAGACCCCCGCCUUCUCCAACACACUAGACCUCAGAGCUCCUUCCUCCCUCCUUCGUUUCCCCCCUCUGGACGAGCGAGAGAGAGAGAGAGAGAGAGAGGCGCUUCGGACAACAGCGCCACCUUCCUCUCAUCUACUGCCCGGUCUGACCCUCCUGUUCCCACCUCCCAUCCCUCCCCCAUCCGCCCCUCUGUUUUCACACAGAGAAGCAGAAUACUUGAACGCAUGACUUACGUACAACUUUGUUCCUCACAAUUUAAUCGCAGAGACCAUGAAAUGAUCAUAUUAGACAACCGAGUCAACGUAUUGUAUAGCCACGCAAGUUCAAAGCAGAAUGCUUCCCCUCCUCUUGUAUCGAGAGGGGUUAAACAUUUGCGAGGUUAGCAUGAAUCUCUGCCUGAGCUUCUCGAAAGCGUCGUCUCAGUUUUAACAUUCGUUUCAUUUCCUUUCAUCAGGAUUUGUUUGCUCACCUUUGUUUUUUUUUUUUGUUGUUUUUUUUUUUUGACGAACAGAAUGAUGUAAAACCAGAACCUUUUAUUCAGGAUGGGGAAGUGCUUUACAUUAUUAGAUGUUUGUUUGUUUUUUUUUUUUGAACAUAAACAUCAUAUUAGUAGCGUGAUGCAUGCUUUGAGAUCGUGAAAGACUUACUCCAUCUUUGUGUUGUAAAGAAAUUAGAGCAAUGUGGUUUUUCUUUGCAACAUUUGCUGCUCAGUGGUGGAAGUGUUUCUGAUGUGCAAACGGAAUUCAGUCUAAUUGUUUUGGGGUUGUUGUUUUUUUUUUUUUUAUCCAGAUUUUAAUUUGUAAUCUUCCUUAAAAAAAAAAAAAAAGAAAGAAAGAAAGAAAAAGCAAGCAAGGAAACAAUCUUAUUAGUUUUUAUCAUAUCAUAUCUCUUUUAACAUACUUUCUUUUCUUGUUGAUGGAGUUUCUCUUUUGAUCUUUCAUCCUGCCAAAUUAGUUCUUGUUUGAUUUUUCUAUGUUCCUUAAACAGUUUGGUCAAACAAGGGUGGGUCAUCUCAUACAGACACCCCCAAAUACCAUUUUCCUCUCUCUCUCUCUCUCUCUCUCUCUCUCUCUCUCUCUUUUUUUAAAGCUAAUCCAUGCUUUCCCACUGUCCAAAUCUAUAAAGCAGCAGCACCACCCAGGUGAGGAAGACGUGGAUGACAUCUGAAUUCUUCAAUUUGAAAAACCUGAAUGGACAAAAGUCUUCUUCGUUUUUCCCUUUUAUUCUCUCUAUCAUCAGAAUCACGUAGCGGAUCCUCUUAUUUUGCCAGUCGCAGUCUUCAGAAAGUCUCACUGUUGCUAAAGCUUUGUCACAUCCUCGUCUUAAAACUGCUGCGCUCUCAGAUAACCUAUGCAAAAGAGAAAAGUGGUUUCUCGGUCUUUUUAUGGCAAAAAGAUGCAUCUAAUACAGAUUAUUUCCCCCUUUUGUUCCUCUGCUUAUCAAGGCAUUACUACUACUGCUUAAUGUUGCAGAGGGAUUUUUUCAACUUUCUCUUCCACAAAGGACAGAUUUGGAAAGUUUAGUGGAGGGUAAGAGAUUUAAUUGAGGAGUGUCAAACUGAAGUGGGCCACAUUCCAAUUUGUCAAAACCUUUUUUCUUUUCCACUGGUGAAUCAUGUAUUUUUAAUUUUUUUUAAUUCAUUUAUUCCACUAAAGCAAACUGAAGGUUGGGAUUGCAUUGCAGCAACAUGUGAGAAAGGUUCAAGAGGUCUGAAUGCUUCUGCGACUGCGCCGCAUAACUGAACAAAACGAAACCAGAGAAGGAGACUUUGUGACCCGAGUUGUUUCUUUAGACCGUUAACUCUUCAUGUAGAGUGUAAUACAAGAUGGUGGCCUCGUAACUCAGGUUAGUCAGGUUUGAGCACAUGAUGCCUCCAAUGUUAAAUUAAACAGGAAAAAUAUUUUUAAAAAAUGCAUUCAAGUUGCUGAUCUGCCAUUUCUUCUUUCUCUCUUUUCUCCUGCUCUCUUUUCUCUCAGUGGUCACGGGGGUGAGUGAGAACAUGAACAGUCCCAGUCUAUGCAUAAAGUACCACUGCUUGUGUUGAGUUGUCACAUUACUGAGCAGAAACCACCUUUCAAUCCCUUCGUUUUUCUGCCACUGAGCUCUGCUGUCAGUGUUACGUGUUGUAUUUUGACCCCAAACACAAACAACCCACUAGCCUUACCUUAUCCUGUGAUCAUCACUAGAAAGAAAAAAAAAAAUCACCUAUUUGUGCAUCUCUGAUGUCAACAUCUGCAAAGCAAACAUGAAGUCAUAUCCGAUGUAACAGUAAUUAGUUUAUUAAUGUAUUCGUGUGGUGCAUUUUAUUAGACAUGUACUCUCUUCUGUUUAGAUCAUUUAGUCUACAUUGUAUGCAGCAUCGGAAUAUUUAAACCAUGAGUAAAGGAGCAUAACAGAAUACUUGAAAAAUAAUAAUAAAAAAACUGUGCUGUAAAUGGAUGCUGGCAGGUUGUUUGAUACUUUUGCUUGCAUCAGGGAGGGUGUAUUUGUGUUUUCUCUCUGAAUUUAUAAAAUGUUAGACGGACGGUGUGUGUAAACUGGCUGAGGACAAGUCCUGCUGCUUGUCUCAGCUGAUGUGGAAGAAACUGUAAGAGUAUCCUGGAGGACUGCUGUACUGUCAACUACAUAUUAAAAGACCUCUGUGUGCUGUA